UUAAUUCCGAGAUGAACUCAAAAUAUUUCAUUGAUGCAAAGGGCUGUGAUAUAAGAACACUUUAGUUGGAUCAAAAUAGAAUUAAAAAGCAAUUAAAAUACCUUGGACGAAAAUAUUUGCUUAAAAAAUAGUUUUUGCUGAAAUGAACGAUUAUAACUGCUUAUGUAAGCUGUUAAUUAGCCUACUGGUAACCCAAGAUCAGCAGACUCGUGUCCACGUGCAGCUGGAAGGCGGAAUGGUGUGUCCAGUUAAGACUCGUUUCACUCUAAACAGCGCGAUAUUAAAUUUGACAGGCCAAUGACUGAUGCGCUGAGCUGUCAGAUGUCUACGAACUCGUAUCAUUGAAUGCGUAACUGAACGAAUCUUUCUUAAUUUGUUUCCUUUUUGUGUCAGCGGCCGUUAUUCUUCACAAGCGAGACUCCGGGGCUGGCGGCUGACUUCUUUUCUGAAAAUCCACACAACAAACGGAUCUUAUUUAAUGUCAUUUGUCAUUUCAAUCCGAACCAUUUGCGCGUCGGAAACGUCUGUGCUCGCCUAUUCGGAACGAUGAAAAAGUUAAUCAUGUCCUCUCCUGUGUUAAGACUAUAAAAAGGCCGACGAUCAGUGACAGCUUAAAUAUAACAUUUCGUGCUAGAUGAGAAAAUACUGUACUUUCCAUUAGGUUUUUUUUUUUUUUUUAACUUAAAAGUUGCUAAAAUACGCAAUUGAGUAGCUAUAGGCGAUUUAACUCGCGGGGAUUCGGUAAAAGCAGAGGUCGCUGAUGUUUACUUUCUAAAAGGCGCUGUCGAGGUCUGGGAGGUGCUGAAAUCUACUCAAGCUCAGUUCCGCGUGAUUGGCACGCUUGACAGUGACUGACAGGCGUCGGUGGAAACCACGCAACCAAUCUGCCAAGUCCAAUAGAAAAUCAGAAGCGGGCAGCACGUCUUUCCCUCCAUUCUUGUGCUAUAAGCUCGUGCCCUCGAACUCUCGAGGCAGCCUCAGACCGUCAGAGCGACAUCUCUAUUUCUCUGCAUCGCCUAACGUUCACCAGCUGAUUCUGGGAUUGCCUUUUUGUCUGGAUUUGACUGGGGGAGACAGAGAAAAGCCACAUAAAGCACGAAGCUGUGCUUGAGGUAGAGAGGACUCCGAGGGGGAAACAGAAGCCUUCAUGUUUCAGUUGCCAAUCUUGAAUUUCAGUCCCCAGCAGGUAGCGGGGGUAUGCGAGACUUUGGAAGAGAGCGGAGACAUCGAGCGCCUCGGCCGGUUCCUGUGGUCGCUGCCCGUCGCGCCCGCUGCCUGCGAGGUGCUGAACAGAAAUGAGUCUGUGCUGCGGGCUCGGGCUAUCGUAGCCUUCCACACUGGGAAUUUCCGCGAUCUUUACCACAUUCUGGAGAACCACAAGUUCACCAAAGAGUCCCAUUCCAAACUGCAAGCACUUUGGCUGGAGUCACACUACCAGGAGGCAGAGAAGCUCCGAGGCCGCCCGCUAGGGCCAGUGGACAAAUACCGGGUACGGAAGAAGUUCCCUCUGCCUAAAACAAUUUGGGAUGGAGAACAAAAGACGCACUGCUUUAAAGAAAGGACCCGGCAUUUACUUCGAGAAUGGUACCUCCAGGAUCCUUAUCCGAAUCCAAGUAAAAAGAGAGAGCUUGCACAAGCUACGGGACUCACUCCCACUCAAGUGGGAAAUUGGUUUAAAAAUCGAAGACAAAGGGACAGAGCUGCGGCCGCUAAAAACAGGUUACAACAGCAGGUGUUGUCUAAUGGCUCGGUUCGGUCCUUAACUGGAGAGGAUGGUGCUGUGGACCGACUGGGGAACUCGUCGAGCCCUGAAGCGAGCCUGUCGAGCAAAGCCGCUGCGUCGGCAAUCUCCAUCACUUCAAGUGACAGCGAAUGUGACAUCUAACGUCGCACCACGAACCGGCCCGCGGGCUGUACGGGAAGACUAUGAGAAAAUUAACACAUACGAGGAAAUCGAGACAGACAAUCAGCAAGAUAAACAAGCACAUUAGUGCCUGCCUUAACCUAUCAAAGGCCGUGUUUUUACUGCAUUUCAUUUUAUUUAUUAUUUUUAUUAUUAUUAUUAUUAUUUUUUUGAAGGUUGUUACACCAGCCCGGAAUCUUGGGAUCCAUGGAAUGCUUUAUCGUUAAAAUGUAUGUAUCUUUUUGUGAGAGCAAAGUGGGGGCAAACGCGAAAAAAAAAAAAAAAAAAAAAAAAAAAAAAAACUCUACUUUUGUAAUCGAUUGCCUCAAGCAAAUAGGUGCCCCUAUGGAAAUGAUAUUAACACUUUUUGUUAAUUUUGAAAAGGACUUCAUGGUGAAACAUUUUACCUCCCAGGUUUUCUAAGGUGUUUACGCAUUAAAUUAUUGCUCUUAUAGAAUCUUAUUUUUAUUUGCUUUGUCAUUUCAAGUCUGGUCAUUUUCGAUGUUAAACGAUCGCGUUUUAAGAGCAUGUGCGCCGAUAGUGAUGAUUUUACUGAAUGAAGGACUUUUUAUAAUAAAACUUUGAUGCUCAAAGUAACCAGACUUAGCUAUUCUCAUCAAUUACCAGUAUUAAACUAAAUUCAUGUUUAUUUCCGAUAACUAUUUUGUUGAUAAGCUACAAAUUAUUAUUAUUAUUAUUAUUAUUAUAUAGGUCUAAAAGUUGUGUUGGAUUUUUUCAUCUCAUAUUUUAGACUGCCCGGACAUCGUAUUUUGUUAGCCUUAGUAGCAUAUAUGUGAAUGCAUUGUGUCUGCAUUCACCCUUCUUUUAGGCAGACAAACCACUUGAACUUUAGCCUCUAACUGUACUAUUCCAGGUGUAAAUGGUGCACGCACAGCCAGGAUUCGGUAGGCUAAAUGUAGGCUAUAGUGGUGUGUUUAACCUGAUAGCUUACUGCGUGUCCAGACGCGUUAACCGCACCGUGUGAUUGGCUUUGCCGUCCUGUAAUGUUUUCUGACAGGAGAAGGUCAACAAGAGGACGAAGCGCCCCGGUUUCAAAACGAGCAAGCUAGAGAGGAAAACCAUCCAAAACUUGUAAAAUGCACAACCGAAUGCUAUAAUUUACUUACUGAUUUACUUAUUUGUUUGUGCUUUAAUUGCUUACAGAAAAAAAAAAAUGUGAUCGUUUACAGCGUUUUACUAGACUUUUUUUUCUUUUUCUUUUUUUUUUUUUCAUUUUCAAGGUCUUGGCUUAUCAAAACCUCAAACCCGAAUUUAAACAUCUCAAAUAAUUUGGUUUUGUCCACUUUUUAUUUUGAUUAUUAUUAUGAUGAAUAACUAUAGGCUACUCAUCUUGUGCUUUUGCCAUUGUUUAUUGCUUUCAUUUUUAUGUUUCGUUUUGUAUCACUGUUUCCUUAAAUGACACUUUUGUUAUGGGAAGGAACGACAAACUGUGUGUUUAAAGUCUGUCAAUAAUCCUUGGCUAACAAAUUGUUAUUGAAGGGAAAAAAGGCAUAGAUGUGGUAGGGGAAAGGAGAGCACGCUGUUGAGUGUGCAAAGGGACAAAAGCGGAAAGAUUAGGUGAAAAGAGUGUUUUUGACAGUCAAUAAGGUUGUCAAACUCUUCAGCGCUAAUCAGCGGUAAUGACCGGUUCUCAAACCCAACUGGAACAAUAAUGAGCUCUUCAAAGCUCUGUUGGGGUUAAGGGUGUGCUCUCUCCCCUACGUGCUCCAAGAAUACUUUUUCAGUGCAUAUUUAUUACAAUAUCGAAAAAUAUAGGCUUUAAAUAAUGUGUGUGUGUAUGUGUGAAUAGUAUGAGGAAUAUGUAUUCCUCAUAUCAUUAGCAGCCACAAAGACACCACCGACAAAAGUAGUAAUUUUUUAAAAUAAAUAUUGCUAAUUAUUUCUUUUAUUAUUUUUUUUAUUUAUUUAUUAAAUUUUUUACAAAAAAUAAAAUAAAAUAUUCGCUACUAGCUGGCUCCAAUAAAAUUUUCAUUUUCUAAAUAUCAGUAUUAAAAUUGAGCAGGGACUUGCAUUCACUAAAACUAAAUGAGGUCUUUGAGGCUAGUGUAUUCAGAACUCCUGGGUGUUUAACCAUUUCCAUGGGUUUUUGAGAAUAUAACACAAUACAAAUGUGUCGUGCUCAAGGCCAGAAAACAUGCAAUUGAUUGCCUAUACUAAAAUUAUGUGUGGAACAGCAAACGUAUAUUUUAUAUAAAUACCAUCACAUUAAUAACAGAACGAUUCUCGUUGCAAGUCCCCAAACAAUGGACUACCAGUUGCAAAUGGCUUAUUAAUGAGGCUGGUUGGUGUGAUGCAUCCAAGCAAGCAUCCCUAGCGUCCCAUAGUCCCAAGUAAGAUAAGUAAAAACUGGUGUAUACGAUUGUUGAAGAUCCUUCUGUUGACUAAAAGACAUAAGAUGUAUUUCACAUUGAUCUCUGCGGAUUACAUGCAAAAACACACUUAUAAACUGAUGGACUUAUAGACAGUCUGUGGGUUAUAAUAAAUAAUUAUAAUAAAUAUAAAAAAGGGUGUCAUAAUAAAUACAUAAAAUUUGCAUUAUUUGGUUUCACGGAACUGAUUCAGAUAAUAAUAAUUGGUGGUGUGUUUGUUACCGUAGUAGCCUAUGUCCUGAAGAAGGAGAAGACAAAAUUGUUCGUGAGAUGUUGGACUGAAUGUACAGUCCAGCAAUUUCUUUAUUGUAAUACUCGAUUUUGCAUUGAUUUAAAGCACAACAGACGAUGCUCUUAUGAUUUUUACAGUCAAAGUGGCUCGGUGUUUUUGUGGAAAAAUAAUUACACUCACUCUUUGCAGUUAGCCUAUUUAUAAGAAUAUGCCCUACGUUUGCCAUUUGGCGUUGAAAAUGUACAACUGUGCUGCGAAUUUGCACACAAUUAAUUAAUUUUAACAUUCUCUUUAUUGCUUUUUUGAAGAGUGCAAUAGCACAAUCCAAAUUAAAUGUAUUAAACAAUACGACAUUGCAAUAACACAUAUCUUUCCUAUUUGCAUUACAGAGUUUACAAUAGGCUAUCAAGGUAAACUCUGUAAUGCAAAAAAGGAUUUAUUUAUUUAUUUUUGAAAAGGAGCAGAUCCCUUGUGAGGGAAUGUAUGCCUGUUAUGUUAGCCUAUCUCUCAAACACGGAGACAAUACAUUGUUUGGCUUUGUUAGAGUUUAGCGCCCUCUGCUGUUAAAACUCGUUUUUAAUCUGCCCACACCAGGGCCCGGAUUCCUAAAGAAGAACAAGAAACUCUGGGUUCAAAAACAGCUAUCAGUUAGAGCAGAACCACUAUGAACACGUUUUAGUUUUUGCUUAUUUGGUUAGCCUUAAGCACAAACAGUAACAAAAUAAACAACAACAAAACAAUAAUAUAAAUAAAUAUGUGAUUUCUGUUGAAUCAGAGAUUGGAUUUAUAGUCAAAAACUUUAAAGUCUCUCCAUUUUGUCAAUGACUGUGCGGUUUAAAUGUUUAAUAUGUUCUGGAGUGACCACACAUUGUUAUAUCCACGUUUUUCCCAGUUGUCGGAUAACUGGAUGGAUUAGCCUAUUGGAUUUUUAAAUAAAUGUAAAAUUUUAGGGCAGUGAUUAAUUUUAAUGUUGUCAGCAUCUUUACCACUGCAGAUUGCUGCCCAAAACUGUCAUUGGUCAGCGCGAGUGCAUGGAUUUCAACAAGGUCGCGACUCGCAGUAUAAGUUGAGACAACAAGGUAGGCUAUUUUAUUUGUACUCUUUAUGUUCUGUAUUUUAAUUUGUUGUUUUAUUUAAAUUCACAGAGUAUUUCAAAAACUGCUGAUCUACUGGGAUUUU
Molecule: messenger RNA, 5704 nt
Organism: Cyprinus carpio (common carp)
Lineage: Eukaryota; Metazoa; Chordata; Actinopteri; Cypriniformes; Cyprinidae
Product: homeobox protein SIX6
Biological process (GO): regulation of transcription by RNA polymerase II; eye development
Cellular component (GO): transcription regulator complex; nucleus
Molecular function (GO): RNA polymerase II cis-regulatory region sequence-specific DNA binding; DNA-binding transcription factor activity, RNA polymerase II-specific
Source: RefSeq, a predicted model, not a curated record